AUGUCUUUGGUAUUUCUAGAGAUCAUCUUGCUCUUAUGCAUUUUGAGCUUUAGCAAUGCAUCGUCAUACAAGCGCGACAACAGGACGAUGACCUUCACAAUCACGCAACAAGCCAAUCCAAACUUUAUUCGGAAUGCAUCUGUCACUCACUUCGCAGAUUUGGCACAGUACAAUGUUAUCAUAAAUUCAACAUAUGCUGCGGCUCUAAGUGCCAGCAUAGCAGCAGCUGGUGGGCAAACUGGUAGUACCUCAGCAUUGGGUCUAGCCUAUGAAAGUGAAUACGUUUGCCAGGUGACAAUAGGCGACCAGGACCUGUAUCUGGACUUUGAUACAGGAUCUUCUGAUCUUACUUCCGUGGAUCAGGGUGUGGAGGUGGCACUAUAUGUUUCACCAAAAUUUGCUUUGGAUUAUUUCACUAGUGGCCUGCUUGGGCUAGCUUUCAGUUCUCUGAAUACUGCAAGUCCUGUGCAGCAAUUAACAUAUUUUGAGAGUAUUCUGCCUACAUUGGAGGAACCACUGUUUACCGCAAAUCUAAAACAUGGGGCACCGGGAAACUAUAACUUUGGUUACAUUGAUCCGACAGAAUAUACAGGCUCUAUUGCCUGGACACCUGUGACCAUGCCAUAUGGCUACUACGCAUAUUGGCAGCUUGACUUGAGCGGAUACCAAAUCUCUUCUAAUCCAUACAUCGAGACACCCAUUAAUGGAAUUGCUGAUACUGGCACUACACUUCUGUAUCUACCAAACGAUGUUGUGACGGCUUACUAUGCGGCUGUUCCAGGGUCAGUCUUUGAUGAAAAUGAAGCGGCUUGGCUGUUCCCAUGCUCAGCUACAUUACCAGACUUUAUCUUUGGUAUAGCAGAAUAUCGAGGGGUUGUUCCUGGUGAUUAUAUGAACUAUGAGCCCGUGGAUGAUGUUUGGUGCUAUGGAGGUAUACAGCCGGAUACUGACUUAGGGUUCUCGAUAUUUGGAGAUAUUCUGCUUAAGGCACAAUUUGUGGUGUUUGAUCAUUCGGGACCGCGUCUCGGUUUCGCUAACAAGCUUUUGAAGCCGACCUGA
Messenger RNA from Talaromyces amestolkiae, 1059 nucleotides. RefSeq lists its product as uncharacterized. The transcript has 4 exons. Lineage: Eukaryota; Fungi; Ascomycota; Eurotiomycetes; Eurotiales; Trichocomaceae. Gene Ontology annotation, biological process: proteolysis. Gene Ontology annotation, molecular function: aspartic-type endopeptidase activity. The coding region runs from base 1 to 1059 and encodes 352 amino acids. The record is from RefSeq and is a predicted model, not a curated record.